This is a messenger RNA of Metschnikowia bicuspidata var. bicuspidata NRRL YB-4993, 636 nucleotides long. RefSeq names its product Vph2p (gene VPH2). NCBI's taxonomy places the organism in Eukaryota, Fungi, Ascomycota, Pichiomycetes, Serinales, Metschnikowiaceae. The record is from RefSeq and is a predicted model, not a curated record. The transcript has a single exon. Gene Ontology annotation, biological process: vacuolar proton-transporting V-type ATPase complex assembly. The coding region runs from base 1 to 636 and encodes 211 amino acids. Gene Ontology annotation, cellular component: endomembrane system.
AUGGCUAAGUUUAGAUUGACUAGAGAAUUGGCCAAUAUUAUCCAGGAUUCUGGCUUGAGCACCACAGAGAAAGACCACGUCUUGGCCAAGGAUACAAUAGACCAUGUGUUCUUGGUGGAAUUCUACCGCACAUAUCGGCCUAGAGCUUCGAUGUUGGAGCUCCUUCAAACCACACAACUCGUGAUUCUUGAUAAGAACCCUCGUAAUGAAAACGAAACAAAACCAGAGCUGUUUGUCAAAUUGAUGGAGGAUCUAAGGCUCAGGAACAAAGAAGAAGAGUACCAAAAACUCGUCAACCCUAGCCCGACAUUGAACACAUUGUACGAGCAAAAAUACCACGAUGAGCCUUUCAAUAGCGUAAGACAGCAUAAGGAAACAAAAACACACAUCACAACUAUGUUCAAUAUAUUAAUUAGUGUUGCCAGUGUGGUUUACGCGAUCUGGUACUGGACAGACUCGUCAUGGGGUAUUAGAGACAGCUACAGGGUAUUGCUUUGCAUUUUCUUCGGUAUACUUAUUCUAGUGGCGGAAGUCGUCGUAUACAUGGGAUACCUUAGACGAAUAGAAGAAGCCAAGAUAAAGGAGCGCAACAAAAAAGAGUUGAAGAAAGUGGUUCGCUCCUUCACCGUUAACUAA